UUUGAGCAAGGGAACAUAACGGGGAGGGUGAAUAUUCUAGUAAUUUCCAGAGCUCCAGUCACUCUCCACCGUAAAUUAAACUUCCAGACUUUCUGAACGCAGCUUUUUAAAGUGUUUUUGCGGGGAAAAAGAAGGUUAAUUGGACUUCAGGACUUGUUGGCUUAACUCUCCGGCUUUUGAGCGCUUUACAGACGCAGCAGUUUGAGCACCUGAGUUUCACCAUGACUCCAAAGCAUCUGAGCAGCUAAACCAUUACGGUGACGGUACCUGCCGGUGACAUGCCUGCUGUGGUGAUCCUUGAUAAACCAUCUCACUGUGGAGUAAGAGUCCAGGUGUCACCAGAGAAGAGCUGAUGUGGCCGUUUGGAGGAGCGCACCAGUUUGAUGUCAGCUGGGAUUUGACACUGAGAAGGAGUUUGGGAUGCAAGAAAAACCCUAGAGAGACAGUCCUCGGCUUCUUUUACCUGGAUUCAACUCGGAGCCAUGGCCUCUGAGGUGGUGUGCGGGCUGGUCUUUAGGUUACUGCUGCCAAUGUGUCUUGCAGCUGCUUGCCUGUUCAGGUACAAUGUCUUGUCCUUCGUCUACCUCAUCUACCUCCUGCUUAUUCCACUCUUCGCAGAGCCCACAAGCACAACAAUGCAGGGCCACACUGGGCGUCUGCUGCAGUCCCUCUGCUUCACCAGUAUGUCCUUCCUGCUGCUCCACAUCAUCUAUCAGAUUACAGUCACCAGCCUGCUGGCGGGAGACUCCAUCGCCUCUGACUUCAACUGUUCCUCAUGGGAGAAAUCCAUCCGACAGAUUGGCUUUGAGAGUGUGAUUGGUGCAGACGCAGGGAACGGCAUCCGAGUGUUCAUCCCUGACAUCGGCAUGUUCGUGGUUGGCCUGGCCAUCUGGCUGCUGUGUCGCAGUCUGGUUCAGAAGAGGCCGCCUGAGGACAUGGCCCAGUACAACGCCGACUUUGACGCAGAGGAACAAGAAGAAGAGGAGAAGCUGAGCCUGGAUGACAACAUCCUGCUGGAAGAGGACUUUGAAGCCGGGUACGAGGCCGAGGAGGACGAAGAGGAUGAGGAGCUGGAGGGAGAGGAAGAGGAGGAGGAGGAAGAGGAGGAGGAAGAGAAGGAGAGCACUAAGAUGAAGGUGCUGCGGUUGGUGGCCGAGGUUGCAUCCAAAGUGAAGGAGAUUAUUGGGAACUUGAUCACUACUGCGGGGCAGGUGGUGGUGACCAUCUUGUUGGGCAUGACAGGCGUCAUGCUGCCCUCGUUGACCUCCGCUGUUUACUUCUUCAUCUUUCUGUUCCUUUGCACCUGGUGGUCUCUCUGCCGGACGUUUGACACCCUCAUUUUCAGCUGCAUGUGUGUCCUCAUGGCCAUCUUCAGCGCUGGACACCUCGUUGUCCUCUACCUCUACCAGUUCCAGUUCUUCCAGGAGACCAUUUCACCUGACGACAGCUACAUCAGUGUAUUUGGCAUUUCUCCCAUCGUUCAAACCAAUUGCUCCUACACGUGGAAAUUCAUCGUGCACCCACGGCGUAAAUGGUACCACUUUGUCAAUCCCAUCAUGCUGCUGAUUCUCUACUACACCCUGGCCACGCUCAUCCGCCUCUGGCUGCAGGAACCCAUCGACCAGCUGACGGACGACAAGGACGGCGAUAUGUGCGAGGAGGAAGAUCUGGAUGGAAACAGAACAAAUAACUCAGCCAACAGGAAGAGACAGCUGUGGUGGGGAUCACGCCAGGGCACAGACGAGAAAAAUCUCCUCUCCACCCAGGAUGGCAUCAGUACAACCGAGGCUGUCCCCGCCUCAAACGGGACUUCGUUUGAUUUCGUCACCACUGAGAACGGGCCGGUCUGUCUGGACUUGUACUCAACCCCGCAGUAUAAAAUGGACCCAGCUGGUGAUGGGACAGAGAAGAAGGAGGAGUGUGUGUAUGAAGUGUGUUUGCCUCCGGAGAAUUCAGAGCUGGACGGAGGAGAGGAGAAGUCCGAGGACACAGAGGACGGGAUGAAGAAAAGAGGAGUCGGUGCGAUGGUCAAAAUCUUCCACUUCAUCAUGAAACAGAGCUACAUCUGUGCUCUCAUAGCAAUGAUGGCGUGGAGCAUCACAUACGUCAGCUGGCUGACGUUUGUCUUCCUCAUCUGGUCAUGUGUGUUGUGGAUGGUGCGAGACCGGAGGCGAUAUGCAAUGCUGUCGUCUCCCUUCAUGGUGGCCUACGGAAACCUGCUGAUUGUUCUGCAGUACAUUUGGAGUUUUGAGAACAUGUCAAGUAUCCCAGGGCUCUUUGUCAAGAAGAACAACCCUUUCCACUCACUUUCAUCCAAGGUCCUGUGUCUGCUGAGCUUCUGGCUGCUGCUGAGACAAACACUCACAGAGAGACGAGAAAAACAAGAUGAAGACAGCGCUGGUCUCUCAGACGUUCAUGUGGAGGAAGAGAAGAAGAAGGAGGAGGAGGACUCUAAUGAGGGAGAGGAGCAGGACAUCAUGCAGGUUCUGGGUAACAUGGUCAUGUCUCUGCUGGUGAAAUACUGGAUCUACAUCUGUGGUGGCAUGUUCUUCUUCGUCAGCUUCGAGGGAACUAUCGUCAUGUACAAAAUCAUCUACAUGAUGAUGUUCCUCUCCUGUGUAGCACUCUAUCAGGUGCACUUUGAGUGGUGGAGAAGGAUCCUGAAGUACUUCUGGAUGUCAGUGGUGGUGUACACCAUGCUGGUCCUCACUCUUGUCUACACUUACCAGUUUGAAACCUCACCGGUCUUCUGGUCCAACAUGACCCAAAUGGACAAAAAGAGCUUGGAGGACCUGGGCUUGGAGACAUUUUCCGUCCCUGAGCUUUUCACCCGGAUUUUCAUCCCCACAUCCUUCUUGUUGGUGUGUAUUCUUCACCUGCACUAUUUCCACGACCGCUUCCUGCAACUCACAGACCUCCAGGCUGUGGUGGCGAAAGAGGAGAGCACUAUCUACAGGCUGGUUCACCCUGAUGGCAGCCUGGCAGACCUCACCAUGCUCAGCGUCAGCUCUGUGGAGGCCACGAUGCCCAGAGAGGAACAGGGGCCACAGGAGAAGCCGGAGCAGCUGAGCAAGAAAGAGGAGCAGGGAGAGUGGUGCACAGAAAAGGAAAAGGAGAAGGACCAGGCCCUGGUUGUGGUGUUAUGUGACACAAAAUCAAGUGAGGAUAAGCCCAGAACUUUCUCUGAUGGGCGGCAGUCGAGUACAGAUGAGAGCCAGAGCCACCACUGCAGCGCGGGGGGCGAGCCAGAGCCGAGCACCGAGCAGAGUUCAGAUCUGAAGAAUAAAUGGCAUCUGGUGGUCGACCGCCUGACUGUGCUUUUCCUCAAGUUUUUGGAGUAUUUCCACAAACUGCAGCUGUUCAUCUGGUGGCUACUGGAAAUCCACAUCAUCAAGAUUGUGUCCUGCUACAUUGUCAUGGUCUCUGUUCAAGAGGUUUCUUUGUUAAACUAUGUGUUCCUGGUGUCCUGGGCCUUUGCACUACCCUAUAGCCAGUACCGGCCCCUUGCCUCCAGCGUGUGCACUGUCUGGACAUGUGUCAUCAUCAUAUGCAAAAUGUUGUACCAGCUGAAGUCUAUAAAACCACCAACGUACUCCAAAAACUGCACUAUGCCAGAUGGCUACUCACAGGAGCAGGAAAAAGAGCUGAAGGACUCCCUGCUGUAUAAAGACCUGGUGGAGCCGGCACACUGGGUGGGCCUGAAGAAGCACGAUGAUCUGCUGGGCUACCUCAGGAACAACCUCUUGAUGCUUGCUCUGCUAGCAUUCGAGGUGACCAUCUACCGCCAUCAGGAAUAUUUUCGUCUGAGAAACAAACUGUCCCCUCCUGCUGCUAGGAUUAUCUUCCAUGACAUCACACGGCAGCACCUGGACCUCGGCAUCAUCAGCUUCAUCAAAUACUUCAUCAACUACUUCUUCUACAAGUUUGGAUUAGAGACAUGUCUGCUGUUGGUGGUCAAUGUAAUCGGGCAGCGUAUGGACUUCUAUGCCAUGCUUCACGCCUUCGCUUUGAUAGCAGUCAUGUAUAAACGCAGGAGGAAAGCUAUCGCUGAGAUCUGGCCCAAAUACUGUUGCUUUCUAGCUUGCAUGAUGACUGUCCAGUACUUUGUCUGCAUCGGGAUCCCACCAGCAGCCUGCAAAGAUUAUCCCUGGAGGUUUCCGAACUCAACUACCGACUCCAAUGUGGUCAAGUGGCUCUACGUUCCUGAUUUCCUCACCAAACCCAGACCAACUUUCCUCAUCUAUGACUUCAUGUUGCUGCUGUGUGCCUCUAUGCAGAGGCAGGUCUUCGAUGAUGAGAACAAGGCAGCUGUCCGUCUAAUGGCCGGAGACAACGUUGAGAUCUGCAGAGACCUGGACGCAGCCUCUUUUAGUGUCCACAACCCUGUCCCUGACUUCAUCUACUGCAGGUCCUACCUGGACAUGCUGAAGGUCAUCAUGUUCAGCUACCUAUUCUGGUUCGUCCUCACCAUCAUCUUCAUCACAGGAACGACACGCAUCAGUAUCUUCUGUAUGGGCUACCUAGUGGCCUGUUUCUACUUCCUGCUCUUUGGUGGCGACCUGCUGCUCAAACCGAUCAAAAAGAUCCUCCAUUACUGGGACUUCCUGAUCGCAUACAACAUCUUUGUGAUCACCAUGAAGAACAUUUUGUCUAUCCUGGCCUGUGGCUACAUCAACUCACUGAUUGUGAAGCACUGCUGGUUGAUCCAGCUGCUCAGCCUCGCCUGUACCAUCAAGGAUUACAAAAAUAACAUCAAGAAAUCUGAUGAGGAGCGGUGUGAGCUGCCCAGCAACGAGGCCGGCAUCAUCUGGGACAGUAUCUGCUUUGCUUUCCUGCUGCUGCAGAGACGAGUCUUCAUGAGCUACUACUUCCUCCAUGUGGUGGCUGAUAUCAGAGCCUCACAGAUUCUCGCAUCCAGAGGGGCUGAGCUCUUCCAGGCCACCAUAGUGAAGGCGGUGAGGGCCAGACUGGAGGAAGAGCGCAAAUCUGUGGAGCAGCUGAAGAGACAGAUGGAGCGCAUUAAGGUGAGGCAGCAAAAGUUUAAGAGGGGCAAGGAGAAGAUGCUGAGCAUAGCACAGGAGUCUGGAGAAGGACAGACCCUCGUCCAACCUCAAGAAGAGGAUGAUGAUGACGGAGCACAGCGAACGAAAGCCAAGACCAAAAAAAAGCAGUGGUGGAGGCCGUGGGUUGACCAUGCUUCCAUGGUUAGAAGUGGAGACUAUUACUUGUUUGAAACUGACAGUGAGGAAGAAGAGGAGGAGGAGGAGAAAAAAGAAGAAGAGCCGCCAAAGAAGUCGGCGUUCCAGUUUUUAUAUCACGCCUGGAUCACAGAUCCCAAAGCUGCUCUAAGAGCAAGGGGCAAAGAAAAACGCAAAUUCUGGAAGAAAUAUACGAGAGUUAGACACAGAAAAAGCAAGAAAGAAGCUGGUCAUGUGACCAUAGACCUCGGAGAGCUCUCAGAUGGGGGAGAGAAAGAUGAGGAGAACAAGAAGACUGAUGGUCCAGACAACAUAAUCAAGCGAGUGUUCAACAUCAUUAAGUUUACCUGGGUGCUGUUCCAGACGACAGUGGAAAGCUUCACAAAGUGGAUGAACGACAUGUGCAGGGAGUACAUCGACAUCUCCACUGUACUUCGGAUAGAGCGCUGCAUGCUCACCAGAGAGGUCAAAAAGGGUAAUGUGCCAUCCAGAGAGAGCAUCCACGUCUACUACCAGAAAGCCAUGAGGCUCAACAUGUCCCGACAGGCCAGCAUGGAUAUACUCAGCGACGACGAGUCAGCCUCGGGCUCCUCCAGGGUCAGAAGAAGGCGAGGAGGCUACCGUAUGGAGAGCCAGGACUCCACAGCCUCCAGAGAUAGCAUGUCCAGUGCCGUGACUGAGGCAACCACAUUGUUUUCUCGCCAAUCCACCCUGGAAGACCUGGACGGGAUGCCAGAGUGCAUUCCUAAAACCAGCGAGCGCGCCAGGCCCAAACUGCGUAAGAUGUACGGCCUAGACGUGUCCAAUUCUUCAAUGGACAGCUGCAGCAGCUUCAUGUCCAGUGAAGCGACCCAGUGCGUCAUACUCUACUCCAGACAGGGCACCACAGACACCAUAGAAGAAGUGGAGGAUGAGCAGGAUCAAGGGGAGGACAGGCAGCAGGUUCUCUGGGAGUCCCAACAGUUAGAUGAGAGUGAAGGGGCUGAAGGAGGUCCCUGGAGUGAUGGAGAACCCAGGGAGAGAGAAGGAGACGAGGAGGAGGAGGGGAUUGGGAGACUGCCGAGUGAAGAGAGUGAGAGGGUCGAGGGUGAUGAAGGACAAGAGGGUGAAGAGGUUGAAGAGGGUCAGGAGGGGCCGGAGGCUGAGGAAGGAGUAGAGGAUCCGCUGGACCUGGAGAGCAAAGAGAGGGAAGAGGUUCACUGGGACUCUUUUGGCCCAGAUGAAGGUCCCUCUCUCAGACAGGAGGAGGUGGACUCUGCUCCUUCAGGUCAGGAGAAAGACUUCAUCACUGAGAGUGAGGAUGGGGGAGGACAGCAGGACUUUAUGCAGACAGAUGGGAGAGUUGGACUGCUCUACACCCCGGACACUGAUGCUUCUAAAAUGUCUGACGCUGACGUUCCUCCCAGCUACAGCAAGGCGGUCAGCUUCGACCGGCUAGAGGUCAGCGAGGAUGAGAGCGACAUGGACCGUAGGAGGCGAAUGGUGAUGACGUCAGACAGCCGCUCAGACAGCAGGUCAGACCUCAUGCUGCCCUCCAUGACCACCGAGCUGACUGCCAGUGAACUUCUGCUCAACAAGAUGUUUUAUGACGAGGAGCUGGAGGAGUCCGAUAAAUUCUACCAGAGACAGCCUCUCAUACUCCAGCUCUGCUACGCACUCUACAACAUGUUGGUGGCUCACUCAGAGAUGGUGUGCUACCUGGUCAUCAUCAUCAACCACAUGGUGUCGGCCUCCUGUGCCACUCUGGUCCUCCCUAUCACCAUCUUCCUGUGGGCCAUGCUGUCAGUGCCUCGACCGAGCAAACGCUACUGGAUGACUGCCAUCGUCUACACCGAGGCCACCAUCGUCAUCAAGUACUUCUUCCAGUUUGGCUUUUUCCCGUUUAACCAGAAUAAAGUAGACAAAAAUAAACCAUAUUACCCUCCCAACAUCAUCGGUGUGGAGAAGAAAGAUGGUUACGUCCACUAUGACCUGGUCCAGUUACUGGCUCUGUUCUUCCAUAGAUCCAUUCUGAAGUGUCAUGGUCUGUGGGACGAUGACGACCCGAAACUAAGGCGAGAGCAGUCCCGGUCCCAGUCCCGUCAGAGUGAGUCCGAGGAUGAAGGAAAGGAAAAGGAGGGAAGUGAGAAGGGCUCUGAACCUGCAUCCUCGCUCUUCAGUGAUAGGAGAAGCUCCACUCACACCGUGAGAUCCAUGAACUUUGGGACCUCUAUUGAUUCGGGACAGGUUCAGGUCCACUACCCCCAACAGCAGACCUACCAGCGCCGCAAAAGCUCCAGCGGAGGAUCGCACAUUUCUCACCGAUCACUGCACUCCUCUGCAAGGUCCAAAAGAGGAAGCACAGCUUCCCACAACAGCAGCCGUAAGGAGGGCAGCAUGGCCAGCGUGCACCAGAAGACACGUAAACAGAUGAUCAUGGAGAAGCUGAGGGAGCAGCUCUUCAAAGGAAAAGCUUUCCUCUUGAAGCGGUUCAUGGAGAUCUACCUUCCCAUGAGGCAAUUCUUCUAUAACCUGAUCCAUCCAGAGUACAGUGCAGUCACAGACGUCUACGUGAUGAUGUUUCUCGCUGACACAGUCGACUUCAUCAUCAUCGUGUUUGGAUUCUGGGCCUUUGGUAAACAUUCAGCUGCAGACAUCACGUCGUCUCUGUCAGAGGAUCAGGUGCCGGGACCUUUUCUGGUCAUGGUGCUGAUCCAGUUUGGGACCAUGGUGGUGGACCGGGCCCUCUACCUCAGGAAGUCUGUCAUGGGAAAAGUCAUCUUCCAGGUCAUCCUACUCUUUGGCAUCCACUUCUGGAUGUUUUUUAUCCUGCCAGGAGUUACAGAGAAGCGUUUCAGUGAGAACAAAGUGGCUCAGAUGUGGUAUUUUGUCAAGUGCAUUUACUUCGCCCUGUCGGCCUAUCAGAUCCGCUGUGGUUAUCCCACUCGAGUUUUGGGAAACUUCCUCACAAAGAGCUACAAUUAUAUGAACCUCUUCCUGUUUCAAGGUUUCCGCCUGGUGCCAUUCCUGACAGAGCUGCGAGCAGUGAUGGACUGGGUUUGGACAGACACCUCGCUGUCUCUGUCCAGCUGGAUCUGUGUGGAGGACAUCUACGCUCACAUCUUCAUUCUGAAAUGCUGGAGAGAGUCUGAGAAGAGGUACCCCCAGCCGAGAGGUCAAAAGAAGAAGAAGGUGGUGAAGUACGGGAUGGGAGGGAUGAUUGUAGUGCUGCUGAUCUGUAUCGUCUGGUUCCCGCUUCUCUUCAUGUCCCUCGUUAAAUCUGUAGCCGGAGUCGUCAAUGCUCCACUGGAUGUCUCUUUUGAAAUCACCCUGGCUGGAUUUCAGCCCAUCUUCACCAUGAGCGCUCAACAAAAACAGCUGCAGAUUGUGAAUGAGGCGAAAUUUAUUGAUUUUGUGCACAAAUACAGCAAACCUGAAGCUAUAGAGUGGCUGGAGGGCUACACAGCAGCUGAUCUGAUCAUCGCAGAGCUGAAAGGCAGCUCCAACUCACUGUGGACCAUCAGUCCACCCAGCAGAGAAAGUCUGAUUGACAUGUUAGGCAGUGAUGAGGAGUUUCCUAUCACUGUGUCUUGGUCUGUGCAAAGAAACCUCACUCUUGGUGCCAAGGCUGAAACGGCGUCCGGAAAACGGGUGACCCACCUUGAAAAAAAAACAAAGGAAGAGCUGAUAAAGCUCCUCAGAGGGAAUGAGAGCAAUUCUGUGAUCCUGGAAGACAUCUUCCCCCGUUUCAUUCGAGCCCCAAGUGACUCUGAUGCCAAGCCUGUUGAGCUGCUUAAUAAAGGCGAGGAUCAAACAAAGAUGUAUAACAUCACCUUGACCCUGAUGCGAACUCAGAAUGUCUCAGGUCAAGUCCAGGAAUGGUGGAAGGUCAACCAGACGGAGCUGGGCCCCAUAUCGAUAAGGAGUGAAAAAAACAUGUAUGCAGAAGGUCUGGAGGUCUAUGUGUUCAGUGACCAAGUCAGCCCGCCCAGUUUGGGCUUCCUAGCCGGAUACGGGAUCAUGGGUCUGUACGCCUCUGUGGUUCUCGUCAUUGGCAAGUUUGUGCGUGAGUUCUUCAGCGGCAUCUCCCACACCAUCAUGUUCGAAGAGCUGCCCAACGUGGACCGAAUCCUCAAACUUUGCACGGACAUCUUCCUGGUCCGAGAGACGGGUGAGCUGGACCUGGAGGAGGACAUGUAUGCCAAACUCAUCUUCCUCUACCGCUCACCAGAGACUAUGAUAAAAUGGACCCGGGAGAAAACUCAGUGAAACUCCUAGAGGGGAGACAAACUAAUGAAAACCAGGCGGGGGCUUUUCAUGCAAGAGCUCUGCUGGUGUGAGGAGCAGCCUGUUCACCUGUUGAUGGAGCAAAAAAGCAGCUGAGGACCAAGUUUGUCCUCUUUAUCUGAGCUCUGAUGGUAGUGAGACAUCUUUAGCUCCAUGUGAAUACACUUUUUUGACAUAUGAACUGGUAUUUUAUACUACUUACUGAUUAAAAACAGCCACAGAUGCAAUCAUAAUAUGGAUAGUUGAGGACAAGUUUGCCGGGGCUCAGUUUGGCAUUUCGUGAAUAAAACAAGCAGCUGGUGUUCAGUUGCAGAACAUCAAACCUUUUUGGACAAUUUUCCUAUCGUAUAAAGAGUCCUAUCCCUUAGGUAGAGGUAGGUUUUUACACUCAGAUGUCCUCAUUGCUCUUUUCAAUCAUUUUUCACAACGGCACGGCUGGAGAGGAGAAGCUCAAACUGGCUGCAACAUUAAUCUUUAAGGGCUUCCCGUCUACAAUGCACGAUAAUGACCACAUGAGCACAAUCUCAUCAUCCUCUCCAACUGGAACCUUCAGACUGUGGGACUGUGCAAUAAGAAGCUUUCACCGCUCCAAAGCAAGGAUGAAGAUCGACGUAAGAGGCGGAUUCUGCUCUUUUUAAAACAUCAGAGGCCACACAGCACAGAAAACAUUAUCGGACAAUCUUUCCUUGCCUUAUUUUGUUUUUAUGAGACAAACUGAAACUCUAAACGACUACAUAUCUUUCUCAGGAAGAGCUGUUUCACAGAUAUCCAGUGUAUGAGUCAUAUGUUACCACAUGUAGGUUUCGAUGGAUCUAAAAGAGAUUGUAGAAAAGAAAAAAACUAUUUAAAUGGCAUGAUUUUAUGUGGAUAGUGUUCAGAUGGACUGAUAUGAAGUAUGUUAACUGCACAGGCUGUAUUAAGUGAGAAAAUGCAUCGCUGUGGAUCGUUUUCCGCAAAGGAUUGAGAUUUAAAAAGCAGAUCCUCCAUGUGAAUCAUCUACAGGUUGGCUGAGUCGAGACACAGCGGAGCUCAGCAGAGGGCUGAAACAGGGUAACGUGCACAAGGUGGAAGACAUGCACAUCACUCGAAAACCUCUCGCUGUUUCUAACUCAUGAACUCUGUGGCGCCAACAACCGCACGCACAUCAGUCAUGAAGGAAGAAGCGAGCAGACACACAAAAAGAUUUUUUCAAAUGAAGGGCUGAACCACAAAGUCCUUCUGUCCAAACUAUGCAUUAGAGGACAUUGUAGCAUGAAAGAAAAACUUCAUUAUUGUCAUGAUUUUCAAUACAUGUACAUACAAAGAUUAAGGGGAUCAGGUCAGGGGGAAUGAAAUGUGAAAUUGUUCCUGUAUGUUGAGGCAAUGUGGUCUGAUGGAGGUCCAGAGAGCUGCAAA
Cheilinus undulatus (humphead wrasse) is the source of this 10859-nucleotide messenger RNA. Its product is annotated as piezo-type mechanosensitive ion channel component 2. Bases 483 to 9446 code for a protein of 2987 amino acids. The record is from RefSeq and is a predicted model, not a curated record. The transcript has 53 exons. NCBI's taxonomy places the organism in Eukaryota, Metazoa, Chordata, Actinopteri, Labriformes, Labridae.